UAAUUCUAGUCUAUGCUAUAAAACAUGCAAAGCCAAGUGUGAAAAUUAUUACCUAUCUUGAAACAUGCAAUCACACUCGGUGUUGAUUUUCUGUUGCUGGACUGCUCUAUGGAGCAUCACAGCUGCUGAGUGUGAUCAACAGAGCUUCUGUGGCCAUCCCCUCAUGGAUAUUGAGAUCCAGGGUAUGGUUCGUCAGAAUACGAGUGGUAGAAUCAAGAGGAGUUCUACGUAUGAGCCUAUCAGAAUCACGUUCUCUUAUGAUGAUACUUUCAACACUUUGUUGACACCUGCUCAGAGAAGCCAAAUUCAGACUGUGGUGAUUCCAAGCGCUGAGAUGUACUUUGAGUCAACACUCAGUGUGAUCAGAACCACCAGUAACUUACUUUUGGACAGAUCGUGUAACGACAAAGGAUUCCUUGUUCCGGUUACUGAUCCUCCAACAUGUUUCGAACAAUGCAUAGAACCACCUACUUGUGGACCAGUGAAAAUUCCUGAUGACCAUCUAAAGGAAUGUGUUGAGUGCAAUACUGAUCCCGCAACUUGCACCACAAGGCCUACCACUGUGAGGGGAGCAGGUGUACCUAAUACUGAUCUUAUCAUUUACGUGUCCAUUAACUGCUCUGAUGCACCUUCCGGAGUGGUGGCAUUCGCCGGGGCCUGUCAAAUGGAGAGUCAGCUAGACAGGCCAAUAGCUGGAAUGAUGACAUUUUGUCCUCCUGCAUUCACCCUCGAUAAUGAUACACUUGUAAGGGUUGUUAUUCAUGAAGUGUUUCAUGUUUUGGGCUUCUCCUCUGACCUGUAUCGUUGGUAUCGUGAUGAGAAUGGAAAUCCCAGGACUCCAAGAGAUGGGAAUGGUUUUCCUCCAAGCAAACCUAGCACCGAAACAUUACAGACAGAGACGUACACCGACUGGUCCACCAAAAAUGGCCUUAUCAGUCAUCAAGUGACACUCUUGGUCACUCCUAAUGUUCUAGAACAAGCUCGACUGCACUACAACUGUUCUAGCAUCAUUGGUGUUGAGUUAGAGAACCAGGGCGGAGGAGGAACAGCUGCUUCUCAUUGGGAGCAGAGGAUUAUGGGUAAUGAAGGGAUGACUGGCUUUCUUCUAUUCAGCCUACCAUUCUCUAGAAUUUCACUCGGCCUUCUUGAAGACAGUGGUUGGUAUAAGGUUGACUACAACAUGGCUGACGCCUUAGCUUGGGGUUUCAACUCUGGCUGUACAAUCCCUCACGGCAGCUGUAGGGAAUAUAUUACUCAGCAGCAAGAAAGUGGAGAGAGUAUUUCUCCAUAUUGUGAUGAAGUGGAUGACACUACCACCGGAUGUACUUUGGAUCACGAGUACCUAUCAAGGUGCAAUCUUCGGAGUAACGCCAAUCCUCCGGCCCAAUUCCAGUUUUUCAAUGUGAGUGCUUACGGUGGUGGACUAGAAAGUGCUGAUUACUGCCCUCUUGAGCGCAAUAUACCUUCAACGAGGUGUUCAGAUCCUUCAAACAACCCUAUGGAGAACAAUGGUGGUCAAUUUUAUGGAGCUAGCUCUCGCUGCUUCCAGUUGGGCAGUGAAUGGAUCAGAACUGAUAAUUUUGGUGUUAAAAUGUACACUGCUGAUGCAGGAUGUUAUCAGUAUGCUUGUACGUCUUCUGGAGUUGAGAUCUUUCUCGAGGGCAUGUCUUUUCUGUGCUCUUAUGAAGGGGAAGAGAUCAUCGUGGAUAUCACUGUGAAUGAUGUUCGCUUCCAAGGUUCUUACAUAUGCCCGUCAUGUGCCAGCGUAUGCUACGAUAAUCUGGACAGCUGUCUUGCACUGAUAGAUCCCAAUCCUUGUAAUUCUGGUCCUUGUGAUGUAAAUGCUGAGUGCACAAUAACUGGUCUAACUUCACCUGAGUUUAAUUGCUCCUGCAAUCCCGGCUUUGUUGGAGAUGGGUUCAUUUGCUCGGGAAUGACUAUGGGUGCCGACCCUCACUUCAGCGUGGUCCUCCCAAGUAAGAAGCUGUUAUGUUUCUCGAUUAUGGGCGAGCAAGGAUUUAGCUACAACCUCAUAAGCAAUAGCAAACUAGUGAUGAAUGCUCUGUUCUCACCUGACUCAAAAAAAGACGGGGUCACUUGGAUAGGAGCGCUAGGAAUUAUUGCUAAAAAUUCUGAAAGAGCCAAUCAGGUCGCAGUCUCCUUUACUGCUCGACAACAUCGUAUCGAGUUCAACAAAGUUAAAGUAUCUCCAGAAAAUAUUGGGAAAAUUCGAUUCAAGAAAGGUCAAGUUUAUAUUUCAGAUCGCUCAUCACCUAUUCCUCAUGGUGUGUACCCGUCUGUUCUCAUCAUUAUAGAGGAUGUCGGUGUCAACUUCACUGUUCACUUCAUGAAUGAGCACUUGGAUUUGUUUUGGCAUAACACCUCUUAUCAUAAUCACACACAGGAUUUUCAUGGAUUAAUCGGUCAGUUCUUCCGUAAAGGAGUUGAGAUCGACACCACACGCAAAAUUAUAAUCCUCCCCAAUAAGGAGCCUGUCCCAGUGAUUCGUCGUCCAUUAUGGUCUUUCAUGGAGAGAGAGCCACAACAUGACCAGUUUUGUUGGACUGCCAUGAACGCUGGCCACCAAGGGAAAGGGCUCAUUGAGGGAGAGUACAAUGACUAUCUUGUGGACAACAUUGGAACUGACCACUUCAAGUUUGCAGGCUGAAACAUAAUGUUUCUUAUUACAGUUAGAACAGUAUUCAGCAAGUUCCUUUUUUGCUUUUUAGUAGCAAGUGAUUUUGUUUGCUUCACUGUUUUAGUGGAUCUAGAUUUAUGAAUUCCACAAACAGACUCAUGUA
This is a messenger RNA of Halichondria panicea, 2801 nucleotides long. Its product is annotated as leishmanolysin-like peptidase. Gene Ontology annotation, cellular component: cytoplasm; membrane. Gene Ontology annotation, biological process: cell adhesion; proteolysis. Gene Ontology annotation, molecular function: metalloendopeptidase activity. Bases 65 to 2668 code for a protein of 867 amino acids. NCBI's taxonomy places the organism in Eukaryota, Metazoa, Porifera, Demospongiae, Suberitida, Halichondriidae. The record is from RefSeq and is a predicted model, not a curated record. The transcript is spliced from 21 exons.